UCACCCUGCUACGUGGAAAGGAAGUAGCGAGCAGGCUAAAGCUAACGGAGCGACAAGUUGAGAGGGACCAAAACAAACGAUGACAGACGAGCAAAACGGACUAAAGAAGCCCUGACUGUUUUGCGCUUAGCUAUUCUAGACACUGUGUUGGAGAUAGCUGCAUUUCUACGUGAGAAAUGAUGUGACAACGAGCGCCGAGCGGGCGGUCCGCGAGCUGUAACUAACUAUCUGGGAUUAAUGUCGUCCCUUUAACGCGAUGCGUUGGCUAACUCGCAGCGCUGCUAGGCGGCUAAGCGGUAGCUAGCUGUCAACAACGCUUUGCUGGACAGCACAACAUAUGGGAAUUGCGAAGAAUUGUUCUUACCAUGCUAUCGUAGAUACUGACAAAUGCCUUGACGGUAUUAAGUGACUGUACUUUGUGUGCUAACGCCACGUUCCCCGUGAGAUCCGUUUCGCAACUUGGUGAUUGCUAGCCGACGUUAGCCCAACUGCCAAAAUGAGUUGGUUCAACGCAUCUCAUCUGUCCAGCUUCGCCAAGCAAGCUUUAACGACAGCUCAGAAGUCCAUCGACCGAGUCCUGGACAUCAAGGAAGAGGACGGGUGGGGCGACACCGUGGUAAUGCCCUUUGACGAUGUCACCAUGUCUGGGAAGCUGUCAUUAAGCGGAGGAUGGGGCAUGUCGCAGUGGGAAGCGCCCCUCGAGGAAAAGACCGUCACUCCCCCUCCCUCCUCCGACGCCAUCACCACGCCUGUGACUCGCACAGUCGUGGAUGAAUCCGAAAACUUUUUCAGUGCCUUUCUGCCUCUCAGUGAUGGACAUGGUGUCACCAACACCCAAGUGGUGUCUGCACCCCCUGCUAAGUCUCAAAGGCAACCUGAGGACGAGGAGCAGCAGGAGCAGCAGGAGCAGCAGGAGGAGGAGGAGGAGGAGGAGGAGGAGGGAAGGGAAAACAGCGAAGACUGUGUGGCACAACAAGAAGUGGAGACUCAAAAGUCAGCACCGGCUGACGAGAGUCACGACAACCCGACACAAGUCGAGCCCGAGUCCUCGGCAAGUUACGCAGACACCAUCCUCCUGCAGCCCGUCUCUCCGUCGUCUCCCAGCGACCUCCCUUGUGACCCCGACGGCGACGAGAGCCUCGAUAACUCAAGUGCUGCCGCUCCGGUUGCUCCAAACACAAAAAUAGAGGAGUCGCAGACCGAGCAAGAUGCCCCCGAUUCUGCACGACCUGCGGCUGUCGCUUCUGAACCCGAGAGCUCUCCCCCUCCUGAUCCUUCGCCCUCCCCGCCGUCUAAAGAAGUACUUGCAGAGCGUAAAGACUCAAAGGGGGAGGACCGUCAAAAUGACACCCCCUCUCCACCAGUCAGCGCUUUCUCCUCAGGAACAUCGACCACCAGUGACAUUGAAGUGCUUGACCACGACUCCGUGUUGAGCGAAAGCUCGGCCAGCUCCAGACAAGAAACCGGGGAGGGCAAGGCCGGCCUUCACCUAAUGCAGGGCUCCUUCCAGCUUCUCUCCGCCUCCACCUGUGGAGACUUCCCCCGUCUGGAGGACUAUUCCAAACUCACGGAGAGCUGUGGCUCGUCCUCGGACGCGUUCGAGCGCAUAGAUUCGUUCAGCGUGCAGUCGUUGGACAGCCGGAGUGUCAGCGAGGUCAACUCGGAUGAUGAGAUCCCCGGCAGCGGGACACUGGCGUCGGUCACCGCGGACCCUCCUCCUCCCUCGGUGUCGUCCGCUGUAUGCCAGAAGCAGAGAGAUGGUGGAGUGGUGGAGGGGGAAGAAGGGGAGGAAGAGGGCUUUACCGAAAGCAUGAGGGAGCAGUCGCUGGAUGAGAUGGAGGAGAGUGGACGGAGUGCCACACCUGUCAACAGCGAGCCGCCUGAGGAGUUGACCGAACGGGAAUCUGAGGCUGAUUUAAUUCCGUCCGCCCCCGGGGCUGAGGAACGGAUCACUCAACCAAUCACAGAGGAGAUGAAAAGUGUUACGACAGUUCAGAUUUUGGAGCUUCAAAAGGUGAUUGACGAGCUGUCGGGCCGCCUUGAGAAGAGAGAGUCUCAGCUGCUGGCAGUCAGCAAAGACAAAGCCAGACUGGAGGAGAAGUGUGACAAUCUCAAAGAUGAAGUGAUAAGCCUGAAAGAGGAGAGCUUGAUGGUUCCGUCGCUACAGAAUGAGUUCACACAGCGCAUCGCAGAUGCAGAGAGGAAGGCUCAGCUGGCAUGCAAAGAAAGGGACAUAGCCAAGAAGGAAAUAAAAGGUCUGCGAGAAGAGCUUUCCACAAGACUUCACUCCAGUGAUACAUUGGAGAUCAUCAGAGAGAAGGAAGAGCAGAUCAGAGGCCUUUUGGAAGAAGGCGAAAAGUUGUCCAAGCAGCAGCUGCAGCACAGCAACAUCAUCAAGAAACUGCGCGUGAAGGAGAAGGAGAGCGACACCAGGAUCUCCAAGCAACAAAGGAAAAUCAAGGAGCAGGAGGAGGAGCUCAGGCAGCUACAGGAGGUCCUGGAUGGGAAAGAAGAGGUGGAGAAACAGCACAGGGAGAACAUCAAGAAGCUGAACCUGGUGGUGGAGCGGCAGGAGAAGGAGCAGAGCAGGCUGCAGACGGAGUCUGAGGAGAUGCAGGAGAACAACAGGAGCCUUCAGGCUGCUCUGGACAGCUCUUACAAGGAACUCGCUGAACUUCACAAGGCUCACGUCAGCAGAACGAGCGAGGCCGAAGAGGCAGCCCUCGGCAGGGAAACGCAGGCCAAGGAGAAGCUGAGCCUGGCUCUUGAGAAGGCCCAGGAGGAGGCCCGUAUCCAACAAGAGGCUCUGGCCAACCAGGUGGCAGACCUGAGAGUGGCUCUGCAGAGAGCUGAGCAACAGCAAGCGAGAAAAGAAGAUUAUUUAAGGGAGGAGAUCAGUGAGCUGCAGCAGAGGCUCCAGGAGGCUGAGACAAGGAACCAGGAGCUCAGUCAGAGUGUUACCUCAGCAACACGACCCUUACUGCGACAGAUUGAGAAUUUACAGGCCUCAUUGGGCGGACAGACUGCAUCCUGGGAAAAACUGGAGAAGAACAUCUCCGAUAGGCUAGGUAAGAUGAGUUCACCAACAUUCAGAAAUGAGGAAAGAAAGCAAAAACCUUUUUUGAUCUCCCUUUUCUUCUCAACAGCAAAUGCCCAGGCACAGCUGGCUGUUGCCGUGGAGAAAGAGAGAUCUGCAACAGAAGACCUCCUGUCCGUCAAGUCCCAGCUCGCCUCUCUUGAGUCCCAGAACUCCCUGUUCCGUCAGGAGAAGGCUCGACUCCUGGCACAGCUGGAUGCUGAGAAGAACAAGCGGGAGAGACUCGAGGAUGAGAGCAGCAGGGAGCACGUUGAUUUGGAAAAUCUGCGAGGAGAGCACACCCGCCUGCUAGAAGAGGCCAAGAAGGAAAAGCUGCUGCUGACCAAUCAGUUAGAGAUGGAGAAGAUGAAGGUGGAGCAAGAGAAGAAGAAAUGCUACCUGGCACAUGAGGCACUCAAGGAAAAGGAGCGCAAGGUCAUGACUCACUCUGUGGGAGAGCCUCCAGACUCAUCCACACACUCCCUGUCCCGCUCGAGCUCCAUCAGUGGGGCAGACAAUGCCGCUCUACACUCCUCAAUUCUCUCCCAGGACGACUCCAUGGAUUACUCUUUGGGGAGCAUGUCCAUGUCCACGACAAUGAGCGGGACCAACCUGUACGAGGCCGCCAGGCUGGCAGGAGGCUCGAGCAUCAUCGAGAACCUCCAGUCUCAACUCAAACUCAGAGAAGGAGAGAUCACACAACUGCAGCUUGAGAUCUCUGGUCUCGAGAGGAGUCGUUCAGUGAUGGCAGAAGAGCUGGUCCGACUCACCAAUCAAAACGACGACAUGGAGGAGAUGGUGAACGACAUCCCCAAGUUGAAAGUUCAACUCAAGGAUCUGGAGCAAAGGCACAACACUAUCCUGCAGAUGUAUGGAGAAAAGGCUGAAGAGGCGGAGGAGCUGAGACUGGACCUUGAAGAUGUGAAGAACAUGUACAAAAUCCAGAUUGAUGAACUGCUAAAGAACCAGAAGUAAACCAGUUGUUACUGGUUCCCCCUUUGGGACUCUCGCAAACGAAUCAAUUGACCAUCUCAGCCACACAUGCAUUCACAGGAAAGGAAUAUGUGGAGAAUUUAGUUAAACUACUGUGUCAAAAGGAAACCCUUAUCUUUCUGUAUUUUAUUUUAAUUCAUUAUUACAUCCUAUAUUUGAGUGGGGAUGUUGGGAUUAUGUAUAACAUACAAUACAUUCUUACAGAAUCAGCAUGAAGGAGAGCUACAGGUUGUGAUGUUGGUGUCCGCAUUGAAUGAAAUCUUCUUUUGGUGUAAUUUCACUUGUUUAAACCAUUUCAUGGUAUUGUAUAAAGUUUAAAGCUGCUGGGGGAUGGUCAAGCUUAUUUUGCACUAUACAAAUUCAUCCCUGUUCAUUUGUUAAGCCAUAAUCAGAAUGGUUUGAGGAAUAUAUAAAACAAUAUUGUACAGAGAAUUUUAUUAAUUACUCUUAUCUCCGCAAAGUGAUUUUUUUUUAUAGACGUGGGAGUAGUCUGAUUAAAAUGCAGGAGAAGAAGAUUUUAAACCUUAUAAAUAUGUAAAAGAAUAAACAUGUAUUUGGGUGGUGAGAAAUACAA
Messenger RNA from Gasterosteus aculeatus aculeatus (three-spined stickleback), 4643 nucleotides. The record is from RefSeq and is a predicted model, not a curated record. NCBI's taxonomy places the organism in Eukaryota, Metazoa, Chordata, Actinopteri, Perciformes, Gasterosteidae.